UUAAAAUUGCAAGUAACAGAAACUGGAAUUUCCCUCUUCAACCUCACCGACCUGCUAAAAGACAACCUAACUUCUUCAACCGACAACUGUAGCCGACGAAUUCACCAACCGAAACCAGUCCACCACCACCACUCUCACAAAUCGCAGCAAAAACCUCCGAUUUCUUUAGUUUAUCUUCAGAUGAAAAGACACCAAACUCCAUACUCUCUGGAUCGAAGAAGAUGGCUAACGCCAUUAGUCGUACUCGCUUUACUAUUUCUUAUACUUAUUCUCUCUAUAACUUUCUCGGAAUCCCCUUCUCCGGCCGAUAAUUCUUAUCACAUAUCGAAAUCUAGCAUACCGAGCCAAAAUUUUGGUGACCAAUUAGGGCUUCCGACAUUGCCGAGAUUCGCGUACUUGAUUUCCGGCACCAAAGGAGAGGGUGCUCGCGUGAAGCGACUGCUUCAGGCGGUUUAUCAUCCAAGAAAUUACUAUCUUCUCCAUCUCGAUCUAGAAGCAUCGGAUGCGGAGAGGCUUGAGCUUGCUAAGUACGUGAAAUCGGAAGGUGUGAUUCGGGUGUUUCGGAAUGUGAUGGUGAUUGGUAAGGCAGAUUUGGUAACUUAUAAAGGACCAACUAUGAUUGCGAGUACGCUUCAUGCUAUUGCGAUUUUGUUGAAGCAGGCCUCUGAUUGGGACUGGUUUGUUAAUUUAAGCGCUUCGGAUUAUCCUCUAAUGCCUCAAGAUGAUAUCUUGCAUAUUUUUUCAUACUUGCCUAGGGAUCUGAACUUCCUGGAGCACACAAGUAGUAUUGGUUGGAAAGAGUACCAAAGAGCGAGACCUAUAAUUAUAGAUCCGGGAUUAUAUCAUUCGAAGAAAUCUGGUGUUUUCUGGGCAAAGGAGAAAAGAUCCUUGCCUGCUGCUUUCAAAUUAUUUAUGGGAUCUGAAUGGGUGAUGCUGACAAGGUCUUUUCUUGAAUUCUGUGUUUGGGGAUGGGAUAAUCUCCCUCGCACUCUUCUUAUGUAUUAUACAAAUUUCCUGUCAUCUCCAGAAGGUUACUUCCAUACUGUUGUCUGCAACCAUAAGGAUUAUCAAAACACUACUAUUAACCAUGACUUGCAUUACAUAAAAUGGGACAAUCCUCCAAAGCAACAUCCCAUAUCUCUAGCUUUGGAGCAUUUCAAUGACAUGGUUGAAAGCGGAGCCCCUUUUGCUCGUGAAUUUGCUAAGGAUGAUCCUGUUCUUAACAAAAUUGAUGAAAAGCUCUUGAUGAGAUCUGAUGGAGGGUUUACUCCAGGGGGUUGGUGUGCAGGCAAUACUGUUUUAGGCAAAGAUCCUUGUGUUGCCUAUGGGAGUCCAGAUGCUAUCAAACCAACUCUAAGUUCUAAGAGACUAGAGAAGCUAAUUUUGACACUUGUUGAUUCUGAAAAUUUUAGAUCUAAACAGUGUAAAUAAGUUUGUAAAACGUUUGAUUGUGUAUAGUCGAUUUGUUAUUCUGUUUUGUUGGUUAUAUCUCUACUAAUGGUUGUUAAAUUA
Molecule: messenger RNA, 1512 nt
Organism: Jatropha curcas
Lineage: Eukaryota; Viridiplantae; Streptophyta; Magnoliopsida; Malpighiales; Euphorbiaceae
Product: Core-2/I-branching beta-1,6-N-acetylglucosaminyltransferase family protein
Cellular component (GO): membrane
Molecular function (GO): glucuronosyltransferase activity
Source: RefSeq, a predicted model, not a curated record